GGAUCUCUGACAAUGUUGUCAUAGGUAAAGAGCCCUUUGUUUCUGGUACCCGAAAGGAGCUUGGAUGUCUGGUUGUGAAUCUCACCUGCCGUGGCUGUUGCUCAGAAUUAGGAAUCAUGUACAUAUCAACCCCAAAAAAUCUUGAUUACAAGAGAUCUCUUUUCUGCUUUAAUGUUGAAAAUAUUGAAAGUUAUAUAGUCGGCGGUCCAGGCCAGCGGGUGCCAGAAUUAGAUGGAGAAGACAAAGCAGUGACCCUGGAGUACCAGAACAUUGUGGAACAGCAGAUGACAGAGAUAAAAUCUCUAGCUGUGAUAAUAGGACAACGCCUACUGGAGAUUGAAAAUAACCUCCAGUGCAAUUCUGGAAAAUGAUAUGAGCUGUCUGUUUUAUGACUGAAGGUAAUAAUCCCAUGCAUCUGUUGUGAAUGAGGUUUGUGGACUCUUUAGUGUAAGAUAGUUUUGUCUAGACAAGUUAUGUAUUUAAGUGUAUUUACUAUACAGUUGAAUGCAAGUGAUACAUUUGUACCAUUUCCUACCUUUUAUUAAUGUUAAGCGCCACACAUUCUAAGAGAUGUAUAAGUACAGUACAUAGAUUUUGUGACAACUGUAAUGUUCUUUAAAAGCUGC
Messenger RNA from Sinocyclocheilus grahami, 626 nucleotides. RefSeq names its product protein Mis18-alpha-like. The transcript is spliced from 4 exons. Gene Ontology annotation, cellular component: chromatin; chromosome, centromeric region; nucleus. The record is from RefSeq and is a predicted model, not a curated record. The annotation marks the transcript as partial. Gene Ontology annotation, biological process: CENP-A containing chromatin assembly; chromosome segregation. NCBI's taxonomy places the organism in Eukaryota, Metazoa, Chordata, Actinopteri, Cypriniformes, Cyprinidae.